AUGGAUCCCCAACAGUAUGCAGAAGCUGUUCACGACGAGGCUCCUCCACCUUAUGGAUGUCCGUACGGAUGUGAACUUCCUGCAAUGCCGCUCCACGAGCUUUCAGACAGGCUUAUGCUUGCUCCAGAGCUUGAAGGAGACCAUGUCUUCGCUGAGCUGGAAGGUCUUAUGGAGCGAACCCAGGACCACUCUCUCGAGUCUGACACGAGUCAAGCGUCGUCCUUAGAUCUUAAUGAGACCGACGAGUGCGAUGCGACUCCCGUGCGACGCUCACCUACAAAUGCCGACGCGCCAAUAUUACUGUGGGCUUUGAACACCCAGUACCACUCGGUCUCAGCGCCCAGUAUGGCCAGCGGGCGGCAAUCUCACAAGUCGUCGCCGUCGCCCGUGUCGCCUGUCACACCCGACGUCAACGGCAUUUGCUCCGCCCAAUUCUAUUCGAAUGCCAAUCGCCCCGUUAGCACCGUAUCGCCUCUUGAAAGUUUCCCACCCAACGAUUUCAAUUUGCCUAGGUCGUUUCGAAUGGACACAGACUGGAGUCAUCCUUCGUUGGAAGCUAGUCACGCGGAGUCUUUCCGGGGAAUCGCACAGCAGCCAGCAAAAGGUCUUGAUGGGCGACAAGAUGGCCCGCUAGGAUCUUCGGUACCGUUUGGUCUUGCAAACCAUGAGUCGCACGUUCCCGGUGUCCAAUCACCACCUGCACUAGGCCAGUGCUUGCCGGAGCUGCGUUCGCAGCGGCAUGACGCCACCGGUAUCCGCUUCGCUACCUACGAACUCUCCGAGCACCAGGAAUGGCAUUUUCGUGGCGGAUAUGAACGAGAUGCUGCUAAAGAUGAAGACAUCAAACGUCAGGAAUCCACAUCUCAACAACCCGAAUCACUGCAGUACGCCCAUCGCUUUGGAGGAAACCAGGGACCGCCUACCAACUUCGUUGAGCUUGAGGAUUAUCAAUAUCCUCAAUCCUGCGAAGUUCUGAAACAGAACGGGAAUGAUGCUCCGCUAGAGCAUUGCAAUAAGUGUGGCAAAACGUUUCGAGGCAGGUAA
Messenger RNA from Alternaria incomplexa, 1044 nucleotides. RefSeq lists its product as uncharacterized. Bases 1 to 1044 code for a protein of 347 amino acids. The transcript has a single exon. The record is from RefSeq and is a predicted model, not a curated record. NCBI's taxonomy places the organism in Eukaryota, Fungi, Ascomycota, Dothideomycetes, Pleosporales, Pleosporaceae.